AGUCCCGUUGGUGGGGGCGAAGGCAGCGGAACUGGCAACCCUGGGCACCUGUCGCCGUGCACGGUGCGCGCUCUGCUGUCUGCACACGGCCCCGACACGAGACGUGACCCACGAGCUGAAGUGCACCGCGACGGCACGAGACGACCACCGAGCUCUUCCUCACACACAUUUGCAAAAAAAUAAAUAAAAAAUGGACGAGUGGGAGGAAACGGAAACUACUAAUGGUUGUGUUGCACCAACCAGCUACGCAUCAAGUGAAGCCCCACAAGGAGACUCCUGGAACGGUGAUUGUGGUGGAUUUGGAAAAGGCCCUGGAGGAAGAGGCAGACGAGGAGGAUUUUCAGGCUCCUUUUCCUCAGUUGGGGAUGAGAAUGGUAAUGAUGGGGACAGCUCGAACAAAACAGGAGGAGAAACAGGUGGUUUCAGAGGAAGAGGACGUGGCAGAGGGUUUGGCAGAGUGGACAGAAGUGAAAUGACUGGAGACGAUGACGGAAUGUGUGGGUUUAGAGGAGGAAGUCGAGGAGGAAGAGGCAGCAGAGGAGGUUUCAGACAAGGUGACCAGGGUGGCAGAGGAGGACUUGGAGGAGGUUACCGUGGAAAAGAUGAACAAAUCUUUUCUCAAGGUAAAGAUAAAAAUCCAGAACAGAAGGAUGCAGCUGAGGGUGAAAGACCAAAGGUCACCUACAUUCCUCCAACUCUCUGUGAGGAUGAAGAGGCCAUUUUUGCCCACUAUGAACGUGGCAUCAACUUUGACAAGUAUGAUGACAUUAUGGUGGACAUCAGUGGAACCAACCCACCGCAAGCAAUCAUGACUUUUGAAGAGGUACAAUUGUGCGAAUCCCUGGCAAAAAAUGUCAACAAAUCUGGUUACGUGAAGCCGACCCCUGUGCAGAAGCAUGGCAUUCCAAUCAUUUCUGCUGGCAGAGAUCUCAUGGCGUGUGCCCAAACUGGAUCCGGUAAAACGGCUGCAUUUCUCCUCCCCAUCCUGCAGCAGCUGAUGGCAGACGGUGUGGCAGCCAGUCGCUUCAGUGAGCUGCAGGAGCCUGAAGCCAUCAUCGUGGCCCCGACCAGGGAGCUCAUCUGCCAGAUCUUCCUGGAGGCCAGGAAGUUUGCCUUUGGAACAUGUGUGCGUCCAGUGGUUGUUUAUGGUGGAGUCAGUACUGGACACCAUAUAAGAGAAAUCUCAAGAGGAUGUAAUAUACUGUGUGGAACACCAGGAAGACUGUUGGACAUGAUUGGACGAGGAAAGGUCGGGUUGCAGAAGCUGCGGUACUUAGUGCUGGAUGAGGCUGACCGCAUGUUGGACAUGGGCUUUGAGCCAGACAUGCGCCGUCUGGUGGGCUCCCCUGGAAUGCCAUCCAAAGAGAACCGCCAGACUCUGAUGUUCAGUGCCACGUACCCUGAGGACAUCCAGAGGUUGGCAGCAGACUUUCUCAAGAUUGACUACCUGUUCUUAGCUGUGGGUGUGGUGGGCGGAGCCUGCAGUGAUGUAGAGCAGUCAUUUGUCGAAGUUACCAAAUUCUUAAAGCGGGAGCAGCUUCUUGACCUGCUGAAGAUCACGGGAAUGGAACGCACCAUGGUGUUUGUGGAGACCAAGAGACAAGCUGAUUUUAUUGCGGCUUUCUUGUGCCAGGAGAAAGUUCCAACCACCAGCAUACAUGGUGACCGUGAGCAGCGGGAACGAGAGCUGGCACUGACAGACUUCCGCUCUGGCAAAUGUCCAGUCCUGGUUGCAACCUCUGUAGCUGCCCGCGGUCUGGAUAUUCCAGAUGUGCAGCAUGUGGUGAACUUUGACCUCCCCAACAACAUCGAUGAGUAUGUCCACCGUAUUGGGAGAACUGGCCGCUGUGGUAAUACUGGGAAGGCUGUGUCUUUCUACGACCCAGAUGUUGAUGGUCAGUUGGCCCGCUCUUUGGUUACAAUCCUGUCCAAGGCCCAGCAAGUAGUUCCCUCGUGGUUAGAAGAGUAUGCGUUCAAUGCCCCCAGUAGUAAUGAUGCCAACCCUUCCAGGAGGAACUUUACUUCCACAGACUCCAGAAAGGGUCAUGAACGAGGAUUCUCUCAGGACAGCACAGCGAAGAGCCCAGCUGCGGCGGCUCCGGCUGCAUCUGAUGAGGAAGACUGGGAGUAGAGGGAAUAUUGGUGCAGCCCAGCCACCCACACAUGGACCUGAGCUGCUCUUAUUUGCUGUUUAGCUUGUUGCGGUUCUAUCACUGAUUUUGUUUCAAUGGAAAACAGAAUAUGUCAAGUGAGAUGUUUAAAUAGAGAAACCAGAUAUUUCUCCCUAACGUUCUUAAUCUUCACAGACCUGCAUGUUGUGGAAAGUUUUUUUGUUUUAUUCUAUUUUUUUUAAAUUAUCACUUGCAUGAAAAUGGUUAAUGUCUGAGAAGAGAGAACAAUAAAUAAUUGUGUUCCAAGCAAAGACUUGAAGAUUAAAAGCAAGUUCCAACUGU
Paralichthys olivaceus (Japanese flounder) is the source of this 2453-nucleotide messenger RNA. The record is from RefSeq and is a predicted model, not a curated record. NCBI's taxonomy places the organism in Eukaryota, Metazoa, Chordata, Actinopteri, Pleuronectiformes, Paralichthyidae.